AAUGAAUCCUCUCUCUCAUUGACCACAGUGCGCAUGGUCAUUGCUUUUGUAUCAUUUAUGUCCGUCUGAGCAAGAUCAGCUGCACUUCAUGUAUUGCAGAAAUAAGUUUUACGGCGUUGAAGUAGGCUUUUUUCAAAGGAAUCAUCGGAUAAGGAAACAGAAUAUGUCGGUAAACAAAGCUAAGAAAGUAAAAAUGGCUACCAAAUCAUGCCCUGAGUGCGACCAACAGAUUCCAGUUGCUUGCAAGUCUUGUCCCUGUGGCUAUGUAUUCAUUAGUCGAAAGCUUCUAAAUGCCAAACUGAAUGAGAGAUCACCACCAGCAAUAGACAACUUGGAUGCAAAGAGGAGGAGAACUGAAAGAAUUCGCAGAGAGAAGAUCAACUCUCCGUCAACCAAUGACAUGGAGAACAGAAGGCGAUGCCGCUCCAACAGCCAAUCGGAUCAGAUCCGGAGAGGGCGGGGCAGGCCAAAGACAGUUGGGCUGAAGAAGCAGGAGGAGGAGAAAGAAAAGUUUGAGAAAGAAGUUGAUAUCUAUGCCAACCUCUCAGAUGAGAAAGCAUUUGUGUUUUCGGUGGCAUUGGCCGAGAUCAACCGAAAGAUCCUGGGCCAAAGACUGAUCCUAUAGACAGACCAGAUGGUUGCUUUGAGGGAUUGACAUGUGAAACCUAAGAUUGUUACUGUGGAGAAACCCAUGGAUGACCACCACAGUGUAUCUAACAGGGUAUGAACUUCUGACCCAUGAACUCCCUGCCGGAUUGGUCAAAGUCUUGGGAAAUGGAGAUGUUGGGGAACAUUGAGAAGCAGGCACCUGGUCUGCUCAAGAGGAAAUGUUGGAACCAACUUUUAUCUUUAGAGAGUAGCUUAUGGAAUUGGAGGGGGUAGGACAUCUGAAUAUUUAUCUUUUAAUUAGAUUUUAUAUUAUAUAUAUAUAUAUAUAUAUAUUAGAUGAUAUGGUAUAGGUAUAGGAUUCAUCACCUUGUCAACCAAGAAAGCUGUCAGUAGCAAAUGCAAAACAUUUCUAUUAAAAAAGGGCAUAAAUGUGUUGAAGCAUGGAGGGCCAUCCUAGCAUUGUAACUGGCUUCUAUAAUGUUAUUGGCUUGUAGUGCUAGUAAACAUUGUUUAUUUAAGUCUAGAUGUCAUUGGAACAUAAUGUUCAAUAUAUUUUGUAUCAUGCUUAGGACUUUGGGAGAAGGCCUUGUACAUUUAUAUUUAUAAUGCUUGUGUACCAUCUUAAUUUAAAUGCAUAUUGUUUUGUCUUUUGUUUCAUUAUUGGUGACAUUAUAUUAAAUAUGUCAUAUUUGCUUUGGACACCUGUAAUUUAAAUGUCAAAGGCAAAUCGUUUUUAAAUGUGACUUAUUUUUGUAAUUAAAAGAGAUGAAUCACAAUCACCGCUGUCAGAUGUUGGGCC
Molecule: messenger RNA, 1408 nt
Organism: Salvelinus namaycush (lake trout)
Lineage: Eukaryota; Metazoa; Chordata; Actinopteri; Salmoniformes; Salmonidae
Product: UPF0547 protein C16orf87 homolog
Exons: 4
Coding region: 89-625 (178 amino acids)
Source: RefSeq, a predicted model, not a curated record